Messenger RNA from Phalaenopsis equestris, 1255 nucleotides. Its product is annotated as low-temperature-induced 65 kDa protein-like. NCBI's taxonomy places the organism in Eukaryota, Viridiplantae, Streptophyta, Magnoliopsida, Asparagales, Orchidaceae. The record is from RefSeq and is a predicted model, not a curated record. The transcript is spliced from 4 exons. Gene Ontology annotation, biological process: response to abscisic acid; response to stress. Bases 76 to 1044 code for a protein of 322 amino acids.
AACAAGCCCUCCCCCUUCCUUUUCUAGCAAAAAAUUAAAGCCACGUUUGUUUUAGUUGAUCUUUAUCGCCGCGCAAUGGAUAAUGUCACAGCUCCAUCUAGCACCGAUGUCCACGGAGAGGAACAGCACCACCACGAGAAGAAGCCUGUAUUGAAGAAAGUAAAAGACAAGGUGAAGAAGAUAAAGAAUGCUAUCGGUAAGAAAUCUCAUGGGCAUGGCGAUGAAGGCCAAGAUGUUGAUCAUCACCAGCACGGCGACUUGGAUGAAGGAGACGAGGGAUUUGUGGAGGAUGAUGAUAUGAUGGAAGAACCUGAAGUCCAUGGCGCCCCAAUGUAUGAGAGCUCAGCUAUCGGUGUGAGAACUGGAGGGAAGGAUUUUUCGGGAGGAAGAGGAGAAGGUGCUGAGAGAGCUGGCGAUGGUUUGGGUUCGAUCAAACCAAAGUUUGUUGAGGAUCCGGUCUCGCCCCCCAACUCUGAAGCUGAAACGAAGACAGGAGCCGAACAUAGUCGAGGUGGAGAAGAGGCGGAUGUGCCGCCGGAGCUCCGCCGCUCUUUGGAGGCAAUGACCGUCUCCAGCCACAAUGACGGACAAGAAAAAGAAGCUAUAAAAGGAGCAAAUAAUACUUACACCGGCAUGGUCACGUCUGCAGCUUCUAAGGUGUACGAACUGGUGGCGGAUGCAGGGACAGCAGUGAUUUCAAAGGUGAAACCUGAUGGUAGAAAGGAGGGUGAAGGUGAAGCGGUGGGGAAUCAGGACAAGGGGCUUUCAGUUAAGGACUAUAUAACAGAGAAGCUGACGCCCGGGGAGGAUGAGAAGGCUCUUUCGGAAUUAAUAACUGAAGCUGGACAACUGAAGAAGAGUGAGGAAGUGGAAGUGCCGCGGCAAGUGGGUACGGGAUUCGACGAGGGUGGGAGGGGUGCUGGUGUGGUGGAUAGGCUUAAAGAGACUGUUACUUCACUUCUAGGCGGCGGCCAGGGUUCUCCAAAGUUGCCAGCGACAGAACCUGGCAAGAAAGUGGCAGACAGCGAGGACUCUCUUCGUUGAUCAUCUGAAGCAAUGGCUGGAGUGAACGGUUUCCAUUUUAUCACUGUUUGAUACCAUGAUGGAUUCAGAAUGCCAUAAUGGGGUGCAGAUAUAUGUUUCCUCUUUUUCUUUAUUAUUAUUCUUUUUUUAGGGUGCCAUGGUUGAUCUUCGUUUGGUUCUUGUGUAUUUCUUUCCACUGAUUUGGACCUCUGGUUGAGUUGCGUGGCCCGCU